Rasamsonia emersonii CBS 393.64 is the source of this 1674-nucleotide messenger RNA. Its product is annotated as COPII vesicles protein Yip3. The transcript has 2 exons. Gene Ontology annotation, cellular component: Golgi apparatus. The record is from RefSeq and is a predicted model, not a curated record. Lineage: Eukaryota; Fungi; Ascomycota; Eurotiomycetes; Eurotiales; Trichocomaceae. Bases 1 to 1674 code for a protein of 557 amino acids.
AUGGCCCCAAUCCAGAUCCCCCUCGAUAUGAUCACGUCGCGCUUCUCCGAUCGCUUCAACAGCGUCCGCGCCCAGUCGCUCAGCUCUCGUUUCUCAAACCUGCGGCCCAUCUCCGAGUUCCUGGACCUGAAGCGUCUGUCCAAGCCUGCCAACUUCGCCGAGGUCCAGAGCCGCGUCAACUACAACCUCUCGUACUUCUCCAGCAACUAUGCCCUGAUCUUUGUGAUGCUCAGCAUCUACAGCCUGCUCACCAACCCCCUACUUCUGUUCGUCAUCAUCUUGGUGAGCGGCGGUCUCUAUGGCAUUGGGAAGCUCGGCGGCCGUGAUCUCGACAUCGGCGUCUUCCGCGCGACAUCUUCGCAGCUCUACACCGCUCUGCUCGUCGUUGCCGUCCCGCUGGGCAUCAUUGCCUCGCCCAUUGGAACGGUCCUGUGGCUGAUCGGUGCUACUGGCGUGACUGUGUUCGGCGGUCUAGGUGGUCGGCCGCGAACUCCUUACGAUAUGCCCCGAUGGGGAAGACCACCAGGGGCACGACUGGGGGGACAAGUCAGGAGACGAGUGACGCAGUGGGAGGAUGUCGAUGGCGUGCGAUUUGAGGAGAUUGACAGUGGAGAAGACGAUGAUGACCUUCAGGAGGGGGUGCGGCUCGGCAGCUCUUCGUUGAACCUACGACGACAUGCGAAUAUGGACAAGGCCAGUGCACGUGCGAUGCGACUCAGGGCCAAUGGAUACGAUUAUGACAGUGACGUUUCGGACGGCGAGGACUACGAUCUUGAUGACGAUGCGGACAGUACGGUGGCCUAUGCGGUGCAGUUGGCGAUGAGGGACAAGGAGGAGUGGCUGGUCGAGAGGGCCUUGGAGCGGAUCCGGCGUGCCCAGAUGCUGGGGAAGAAAAACGUGCGACUCUCCCAGCGCGAGUUGGAUGCUCUCGAGAGGAAGCGCAUGCAGACGGGCAGCAGCUCGAAAAAAGCCGGGUCAAAACGCAGGAAAAGUGACGAGCCAGUCCCCAAGUCUCCUUCCAAGGGCGAUCGACGGAGCAGCAGAGAACACUACGUUCAAUACCCUCUAGCUGGCGACGAAGGUGCUCGGGGAAUGGCAAGAACGUCUUCGGCUGGGUAUGGUCGACAGUCCAGCUCUUCUUCAUCUCAACGUCCCCGAACGCCUACGACACAAUCUCUGCGUCCUCAGCCCUCGAUCAGUCCACCCGACCUCCAGCAAUCGUCACCGCAUUCUCAGCGUUAUUCGACCGCUCGUCCGAUGUCGUCCUCCCGAGACUUUCCUUUUCCACGGACUCUCCCAGAUGAUCCUCAGUGGGCUCCUCCACAGCGACCUCUGUCCAACGUGGCGCCCUAUUCGCUCGAAGAGUCUCCGUAUCUGCAGUCUUACGGGCCUCCCUUGGAUCCUCGCUAUGGCGUCCAGGCUCGUCGGUACGCGGCGGGGCUAGGAGAGGCCUACCGAUCCGUUUCGAACGAGUCCAACCGGAGCAGCAACACAUCCAAGCCAGUGUUUCCCCAUCGUGCCCCUCACGAGUCUUCUCAGGAAGAGUCGAGCAGCGAAGAAGAUGAAGAGGAGGAAGAAGUUGUGCAAGUGAAGGUCAAGGAGCCGUCACCGCCGCGCGGCAACCGGACACGCGCUGCCGCGGCAGGGAUGGGCCGUCGCCGGAGUGGUCGCUGA